Mastomys coucha (southern multimammate mouse) is the source of this 3609-nucleotide messenger RNA. It is a transcript of the gene Acvrl1, whose product is annotated as activin A receptor like type 1. The record is from RefSeq and is a predicted model, not a curated record. The transcript is spliced from 11 exons. Gene Ontology annotation, cellular component: BMP receptor complex; plasma membrane. Gene Ontology annotation, molecular function: transforming growth factor beta receptor activity, type I; SMAD binding; ATP binding. Lineage: Eukaryota; Metazoa; Chordata; Mammalia; Rodentia; Muridae. The coding region runs from base 264 to 1772 and encodes 502 amino acids. Gene Ontology annotation, biological process: protein phosphorylation; cellular response to growth factor stimulus; dorsal/ventral pattern formation.
AAAAGGCGGAGCCAACUAACUCUUGAGCAGACACUCCCAGCCUAAACUCAGCUCUCUCUCUCUGCACUGUUCCUUAGGAGUGAGCACAGCCCCUUCCCAGUCCCGGGAGGCCGCCGCGUCAAUCGCGCGGAUCAAGCCCUUCCCCGGCCCCACAGGCCGGCUCUGGACCUGAGACCCGGGCAGCCUCCGGGAAGGAGAGGCGGCGCUCCUAUCGCCCCGUCCAAGAUCUCACCACAUCUCUUCUCCUCCUAUCUCCAAGGACCAUGACCUUGGGGAUCUUCAGAAGGGGCCUUUUGAUGUUGUUCGUGGCCCUGGGCCUAACCAGGGGAGAUUUGGCGAAGCCCUCCAAGCUGGUGAACUGUACUUGUGAGAGCCCACACUGCAAGGGGCCAACCUGCCAGGGGGCAUGGUGCACAGUGGUGCUGUUUCGAGAGCAGGGCAGGCACCCCCAGGUCCAUCGGGGCUGCGGGAGCCUGAACCAGGAGGUCUGCUUGGGACGUCCCACAGAGUUUGUGAACCAUCACUGUUGCUAUAAGUCCUUCUGCAACCACAACGUGUCCCUGAUGCUGGAGGCCACCCAAACUCCUUCGGAGGAGCCAGAAAUAGAUGCCCAUCUGCCUCUGAUCCUGGGUCCUGUGCUGGCCUUGCUGGUCCUGGUGGCCCUGGGUGCUCUGGGCCUGUGGCGUGUCCGGCGAAGGCAGGAGAAGCAGAGGGGUCUGCACAGUGACCUGGGCGACUCCAGUCUCAUCCUGAAGGCAUCUGAACAGGGAGACAGCAUGUUGGGGGACUUCCUGGACAGCGACUGUACCACGGGCAGUGGCUCCGGGCUCCCCUUCUUGGUGCAGAGGACAGUAGCACGGCAGGUUGCGCUGGUGGAGUGUGUGGGAAAGGGACGAUAUGGCGAGGUGUGGCGCGGUUCGUGGCAUGGCGAGAGUGUGGCAGUCAAGAUUUUCUCCUCACGAGAUGAGCAGUCCUGGUUCCGGGAAACGGAGAUCUACAAUACAGUUCUGCUUAGACACGACAACAUCCUCGGCUUCAUCGCCUCUGACAUGACCUCGCGGAACUCGAGCACGCAGCUGUGGCUCAUCACCCACUACCACGAACACGGCUCCCUCUAUGACUUUCUGCAGAGGCAUACACUGGAGCCCCAGUUGGCCCUGAGGCUAGCUGUGUCCGCGGCCUGUGGCCUGGCGCAUCUGCAUGUGGAGAUCUUUGGCACUCAAGGCAAACCAGCCAUCGCCCAUCGUGACCUCAAGAGUCGCAAUGUGCUGGUCAAGAGCAACUUGCAGUGUUGCAUUGCAGACCUGGGACUGGCUGUGAUGCACUCGCAAAGCAGCGACUAUCUGGACAUCGGCAACAACCCUCGAGUGGGUACCAAGAGAUACAUGGCACCCGAGGUGCUGGAUGAGCAGAUCCGCACUGACUGCUUUGAGUCGUACAAGUGGACAGAUGUCUGGGCCUUCGGCCUAGUGCUAUGGGAGAUCGCCCGGCGGACCAUCAUCAAUGGCAUUGUGGAGGAUUACAGGCCACCCUUCUAUGACAUGGUACCCAAUGACCCCAGUUUUGAGGACAUGAAAAAGGUGGUGUGUGUUGACCAGCAGACCCCCACCAUCCCUAGCCGGCUGGCUGCAGAUCCGGUCCUCUCCGGGCUGGCCCAGAUGAUGCGAGAGUGCUGGUACCCCAACCCCUCCGCUCGCCUCACCGCACUGCGUAUAAAGAAGACAUUACAGAAGCUCAGCCACAAUCCAGAGAAGCCCAAAGUGAUUCACUAGCCUAGGGUCACCGGACUUUCUCUGCCUAAAGUAUGUGCCAGGGCAGAAGAUGUAGCCUUGUCUGGGUAGAGGUAGUGGAGAGUGUGCACGCUGCCCGCUGCCCGGUGUGUGCCUGCUCAGCUUGGCCCCUGGCCCAUCCAGCCAAAAAUACAGCUGGGCUGUAAUUUGAUCUGCCUCCGUCUGGCCUGCUCAAAGUGGCCGGCUCUCUGACGCCUGGCUGGAUUCCCUGUCCCCAAGGCCAGCAGGGUACACCCCCUACCACUCCCAGGGCAGGGUGGCCAUGCCAGGGAAUCCCGGCCCAGAUCCUUCCCCUACCCUUGGUCAACCUUACUGCUCUGUCAGAGCUGCCAGGAUGGCACAGGGCCCUGUUCAGCUUCAGAAGACAUUCCACCUGCUGGGGCCCAGCCAGAGAGAUGCUCAGCAGCCUCAUGUCUCUCUGUGGGUGUUUACUGCUUCCAUGACGCCUUUCAGUUGUCCUGACUAGACCCUCCUGGCUAGUGAAUGCUAGUCUCUUGGGAGAGGCGGUACCUGACCCUUCCACCCUCUGUCCCCUUACCGUCUCAGCUGACGCAUUAGGGCAUCAAAACCCAAGGGUCCUCUGAGGAGAAGAUCAAGCAUGAUGGAAGCGGCCCACCCAGUGUUGCUCCGCUCAAGAGGAGAGGAUCUCACCAGCUUACGAUCUUAGGUUUUGUCAUGAUGUCCUUUGAGGUGCCUCAGACCCUGAUUUUCUUUGAAGCUCAGGCUGUGUGACGGUUGAGUCUUGUCUAUUAUACCCUGUCCCCUAUCACUUGAGUCAAGCUGGGGUUUGUAAAUAACCGUCAGGAUCCAGGAUGGCCUAAAGUGGCCCCUGGGCUAGCCUCCAGGCCCCAGCUCCUGCUGUUAGCUAUGCUAGCAGCCACCCUAGGACCCAGGUAGCACAGGAACUUCUGACUCCCUCUGUGGCUUGGCCUUCUGCCCAGGGCUCAGGGGUGGCUUCCUUUGGGGUCUCCAAGACUGAAAGAAAUUUGGCCCCUGUCAAGAAGCCUCCAGCAACCAGGGUUCUGCUCCCUCCUGGCUGUGCCUCUCUGGCCAAAGCUCACACUGUGAGCCAGGUCCCAGAAAGUAUGCCUUGGGAGAACCUGGCCUAGAAAAAAACACUGAAAGUCUGGCAUUUAGAAAUGUGAAGGGUACACCCAUGUACCGAAUAAGUGGAACUGAAGCCUGGGUUGAUGGACUAAAGAGAAGCGGACUGUAGGCAUGGCUUGAGGAGGGCUUAGGCAAGAGACAAGAUCAGCUUCCAUCUUGGGAAGAUCUGGCCUAGAAACUAUUUGCCAUCGAAGGGAGAAAUGGCGACAACUCCUCCCACUCCACACACACACCGACCCCUUGAGUUCCUCCGAUGUGACCUCCCAGCUCUCCAGCACUGUUCUCUCUCUGAAAACUGUCUGUCAGCAGUGUGCAAGGACCAAGGAGAACCAGGAAGUGAAACGAGACGAAAACAGAAAGUAGAUUGGCCUUUCCCGAACCAGUGGGGCAAAGUCUGAAGGUUCUCCUGUCACUGGAGCCAGGGAAUCGCUUCUUGCCUGAAGGAUUUUAUUUCUACUGAACUUGGGAACAAAUUCAUCCUCAGACUCCACAGCCAGAAACAGAAGACAGUAGCUCCGCCAAGGCCAGGAAAUCCUAAGGGGAAGAGGGUUGAACAACUAGAGAGACAUGACAAGGGGAGUGGCCCUCUAGAGAUAACUGUCUCCAAAUGCUUCCGAGUGCAGGUGUGCAAGUGGAGUCACACAGUUUAUGGGAGCACUUGGCCCGUGACAGGCACGUAGUAGGUCCUCAAUAAACCGUGUUUGACCCCUGA